AAAAAAUAUCCUCCAGAUGAUGCCAAUAAAUAGGGAAUUCCUGGACUUGAUAACAACCCCGAAGGUCGACGGAGUGAUUCUGACAGUUCGUACGAACGACAAGACUCCACGUCUGGAAGGUACCCUGUGCCUGACCUGUCACCACAUGCUGCUGUCGUCCCGUCAGAAUCACCGCCACGAGCUGUGGCUCCUCUACAGGAACAUCGAUCAGGUUGAGAGAAAAAUGAAUAAUCAGAGUCCAGGUGGCUGUCUCCUCCUCAAAUGCAAGGACUUCCAGAUCCUCCAGCUGGAUAUAUCCUCCACGGAAGACCUGAUGAGCGUUUCCUCCUGCCUGGAGAAGCUGUCCACCCUGGAGCAGGUGCGCCAGUAUCCAUUUUUCUAUCGUCCCCCGUCCGACGAGACUAAACACCAGAGUGAUGACGGAUGGUCGUCAUUUACUCCAGUCUCCGAGUGGUCUCGACUCCUGGCGUCUCAUGGUGACGAGUGGAGGAUCAGCUACCUCAACAGGGAUUACAAAGUCUGCAAUUCCUAUCCCUCCGCGAUGAUUGUCCCACGGUUGAUCGACGACGACGUCAUCAUGGCGUCUGCUGGAUUCAGAGAUGGUGGAAGAUUUCCAAUAAUCUGCUACAGGCACGAAGGUGGAAGCAUCCUCUUCAGGAGUGGACAGCCCUUGUGUGGAGCUAAUGGUAAACGAUGCAGAGAGGAUGAAAAACUUCUGAACAUCGUCCUGGGGGCUGGCAGGCGAGGAUACGUCGUCGACACGAGAUCCACCAAUCAGGCGCAGAGUGCCAGAGCCAAGGGUGGAGGCACUGAAAUUGAUUCUGCUUAUCCACAGUGGAGGAAGGUUUAUAAGAGCGUUCCCAGGCUCGGUGAGUUGUCUGAGAGCCUAGGGAAACUCCUCGAGGCAUGCAAUGAUGUCAGUUCCUCCAGUGGACAGUGGAUCUCCAGGUUGGAGGGCUCCGGCUGGAUGGGGCAUGUUCAGGGCGCUAUGAAUGCUGCUUGUGUUGUUGCACAGUGUCUUGAUCAGGAACUUGCUGCUGUUCUCGUUCAUGGUUCGAGUGGUCGUGAUUCAACACUGGUGGUGACAAGCCUAGCCCAGGUGAUCCUGUCGCCGGCGUCACGUACAAUCCGAGGCCUCCAGAGUCUGAUAGAACGUGAAUGGCUGCAGGCAGGUCAUCCCUUCUUCACGAGAACCCGUCACAGCGCCUACUCCACCACUCAAUCCCACACCAGUCCCCAUUCACCCAUUUUCCUCCUCUUCCUGGACGGUCUUUACCAGCUGCACCACCAGUUCCAGUACAGCUUCGAGUACACGACAGAUCUCCUGAUUGAGCUAUUCAGACACGCCUACUCCUCGGAAUUUGGCACCUUCCUCGGGGACUCCGAGGCCGAGAGGAUCACCCUCCGCCUCCCAGAGAGAACCACCAGCCUCUGGCCCCACAUCAACAAACCUGAAAACCUGGAGAAGUGGAUGAAUCCCCUCUACGAGGCAAAUCCCACCGUUAUCUGGCCGAGUGUAGCACCAAUCAGUAUUCGUCUCUGGAAGGAAUUGUACCUUCGUCACACACCUGUGGCACCCUGGGACGGAUUCAACACCUGCGUCAAGGAGUUGAAGGAGAAUUACUCGUCUGUCAAGAGAUUCGCUGAACAACUGCGGAAUCAGGUGCGUCAAGCUCUCGAUGAAAUCGAGAUACAGAGCAAUGGCACUCCCUGUCUCAAGGAACAUGACGAGCAGGUGCAGAUGUGCCUGGGGAAGCUCAACAUAGAGACACCAUCCUCAUAAUAUCGACUGAAGGACAUCUUCAGGAAGUGAGACAACUGAAUUUGUAUUUCAAGUUCUUCGAAGAGACGAUUCCCACCUCGUUAUUGUACAUAUCUCAGAAGCUAAUGUUAUUUAUCAAUAAUCUAUCAUUAUUAACUAUUGUUUAGGUCUUCUUAUUAAUUUAAACUAUUUUGAUAACUCUGUAAAUAUUCAGAGACAAAUCCCCAACGAAAAGUGUUUUCUAUUUCAGUCCAUAUCUCGGAUUUGAAGGCACAUAGGCAUUUUUUUGUAUAAAAACUUUUUAUAGGGAAAGAUUAGAGCUACAAAAAAGGUAUCCAUGAAAAUUUCGGUAUCUUCCCUUGAUCUCGAGUAAUUACCAAAAAACUGGUCUUUAAAAAAAAUCACUUAUCCUACUCCACGAUUUCGUGAUAGAAAUAUCAUUAUCAAUUAUUUCCUUACGAUUAUUCUUAAUUAGAGAUAAUUAUUAGGGGUCAGAAGAUUCGUCUGGAAUUUUUAAGAGCGAAUUACUGAUAAUUAUUCCAUCUUUACCUCGCGAAGUGUAAUGAGGUAAUUAGAAGUAAUUAGAGAAUAUUGCGGAUUAGCUGAGGUCUAGAGCCAUUUAUUACAAUUCCAGUAAAUAAUAUGUACAUAUGAUAUACAAUAUGAAACUGCAAUCUUCGAUUUACGUAGAUUAGUACUGAGGAAUGUCAAUAUCAUGUAUAAAUUAUUUUCAUCUAGCUCCAUUUAGGGAUAAUUAUUAUUGCAUGUCUAAAUUUUCACUCGUAAUUGUGUAGUCAAUACAGAUGUAAGAGGAUUUAUGAAUUUAGUCGUGAGAGAAGGAAAAGGAAACAAUAAAAUAGAAUAUUAUAAAUUUUUCAACAAUUCCCAGGCAUCGAAAAUGUUAUUUACAAUUAAUCCACUGUAAAGAUGUGGAUAAAUCGUCGAUAUCAGUUGCUUAUCAGUUCUGAUAAAUUUUUGGAAAUAAUAUUUAUCACUUUGUAAAGACGAAUUCUCGAACCUGUGGCCUCUAGAUUUUUGUAAUAAAUUAAAGAUGCAAGAGAAUUCGUAAAACGUUAUAAAACAAGUUGGACUUGUUUUAUUUUUUAAUUACCUCAUGACCGAGGUAAUUAAUUCGCAAAAAACAUUGCAUUAUAUAUUAAUUAACUGAGGACCUGAAAUUAACCGACACUUUCAAGAUUUUUAAUGAUUAAAAUAUUCACAACUGAAAUAAAUUUGUUUAAUAUAAUAAAUUUGAGAAUUUUAUGUUCUGGGGAAAAAGAUUUUCUGUUUCGAGGAAUCAAUAAUGCAUUUUUAAUAUUAUAAAAUAAUUUGUAAAAGUUCAUACCCUUUCCUGUCCUUAUUAGCGAUUUGGAUUAUAAUUAUAGUC
Molecule: messenger RNA, 3149 nt
Organism: Fopius arisanus
Lineage: Eukaryota; Metazoa; Arthropoda; Insecta; Hymenoptera; Braconidae
Product: myotubularin-related protein 9
Biological process (GO): negative regulation of autophagy; phosphatidylinositol dephosphorylation
Cellular component (GO): cytoplasm; membrane
Molecular function (GO): phosphatidylinositol-3-phosphate phosphatase activity
Source: RefSeq, a predicted model, not a curated record